GUAAUGGGGAUGGACAACUGCAGCUAUGUUUAGUCGUCUCUCAGUCGCUGAUGCCUUUAAGAGAAGAGCGAGCAGCGACCAGCCCAGUGAGGAGGGCGCAAGAAUGUCCAAACGCAGCCCUGACCGGAGGGGACGCCGUGUCAGGGAGCGCCGGAGAGCCACACAGAAAUGAGACAUGGCGGCGGCCGGCGCUGUGCUGUCCAGGGAGCAGCUUCUCUGCCCCAUCUGCCUGGAUUUGUUCAACCAGCCAGUCUCCACUCCCUGUGGCCACAACUUUUGCCGGGAAUGCAUCAACAGAUACUGGCAGAGCGCUUAUCUGCUGCAGUGUCCAAUGUGUAAGCACAAACUGUACAAGAAGCCGGACCUCAAAGUGAAUGCCUUCAUAUCGGAGGUGGCGUCUCAGUUUAAGGAGCUGAUGAAAAGGAAAGACGAACCCGAUGCUACAAGCCAAGGAGACGUUUCCUGUGAUGUGUGUGCGGGGAAGAAAAUCCAGGCUCUUAAAUCUUGCUUGGACUGUUUGGCCUCAUUCUGUGAGACUCAUUUGGAACCCCAUCUUGUUCUGGGCACCUUGAAGACACAUCAGCUGAUCCGUCCCAUGAUGAACAUGCAGGACCGAGUGUGUCAGAAGCACGAGAAGCUUCUGAGUCUGUUCUGUAAGACCGACCAGAUGUUCGUGUGCCAGAUGUGCAUCAAGAGAGAUCACACGGCUCAUCGCACCAUUCAUAUAGAGGAAGAGAGCCGAGAAAAGAGGGAUGAGAUUAAGAGCAUCAGCGCAGAGCUGGAAGGCAUGAUCCACAGCCGGCUGCAGAAGGUCUGUUCGAUCAGUCAAACUGUCGAGCUCAGCAAGAGAAACACGGAGAAAGAGUUCGAGGAGAGCUUGGACGUCUUCGACAAACUGCUGCAGCUCGUCCAGAGGGGCCAGGCUGAAGUGGCCGAGGUGCUCAGCGCCAAGCAGAGGCAGGUGGAGGAGAAGGCCAGCAGACUCAUAGCGGAGCUGGAGCGGGAGAUCGAUCAGCUCGGCCACGCCGUCGACGAGCUGAAGCAGCUCACUCACACUGACGACCAUCUUUACCUGCUCCGGCGUUUUCCGGCCCUCUCCGCCGUGCCAGCCGUCAGAGACUGGUCCGGCGUCUGCUCGGAGAGCGUGGAGUACGUGGGCACGGUGAGGAGAGCCGUCAGAAGAGUUGCCUGCCAGCUGGAGGAGGCGGCGACAGCUGAGGCGAAGAGGCUCUGUGAGACUGAGUUGGAGAGGGCUCGGCGGUACGCUGUGGAUGUGACUUAUGAUCCCGACACGGCUCAUCCCAAGCUGGUGCUGUCGGAGAGCAAUAAACAGGUCCAUCACAGCGACGUAGCCCUGGACCUCCCUGACAACCCAGAAAGGCGCUCCCUCUCCCCGGUGCUGACGGCUGUGGUGUGGACGCUCCUCUCCUGCGGCAUCCUGCUGGCGUUCUGCUUCCUCCUCUUCACCCUGCGCUUCAAAAACAACAGGAUAGUGAAGAUGUCCAGUCCCAACCUCAACGUCCUGACUCUCUGUGGAAGCGUCCUCACCUACGGUAGCGGCUUCCUCUUCGCCGUUGAUGAACGAGCCCGCUCUCAAGGUGGAGCGUCUCUGGCUGUGAUACAGGCUCAGAUGUGGAUGCUCUGUGUGGGCAGCACCUUGGUGUUUGGACCAAUUUUGGGAAAGACCUGGCGCCUGUACAGAGUGUUCACCCAGCGGGUGCCCGACAAACGAGUGAUCAUCCGAGACAUCCAGCUGAUGGGCAUGGUGGCACUCUUGAUCCUGGUGGACUUGCUGAUCCUCACUGCCUGGAAUGUCGCCGAUCCCGUCAGAUGUUCACGAUCAGUGAACGCUCUUGUCAAGAUGAUGGAGAGGGACAUUUCCUAUUCUUUGUCUCAGAUGGACUCUUGUUCUUCUCUUUACUCAAACCUGUGGGUUAUUCUCAUCACAUUCCAGAAGGGUGGUCUCCUCCUCUAUGGUGUCUACCUGGCCGGACUGACCAGCAACGUCAGCCAUCCUCCCGUCAACCAGUCUCCCACCAUCAUCACGGCCGUGGCCCUGGUCACCUUGUCCUCCGCCGUGGCCAUUCCCGUCUCCGUCUUCCUGCAGGCGUGGCCCAACCUGGUGUACAGCACGGUGGCCGGAGCCAUCUUCAUCUGCACGCUGGCGACCAACUGCAUGCUGUUCGUGCCUCAGCUGACGCAGUGGCGGCAGUUUGAAGACGAUCAGAACAACCCGAGUCAGAUGGCCAAGUACUUCAGCAGCCCCAGCAAGAGCCAGCCGUCUGUCUACAGCCAGGACGAGAUCUGCUACCUGCUGGGGGAAAACAGCUCCAUGAAGAAGCUGCUUAAUGAGAAAAACGCUGUGAUUGACAGUCUGCAGGAGCAGGUGAACAACGCCAAGGACAAACUGUUACGGCUCAUGUCGGCCAGCCAGCCUGCUGAGGGCCAGGACGCAGACUCCUCCACCACCAACUUCAACUCCUCGUCGACUCAGACCACCGAGCUUCAGUGUGAAGGACCGUCUUCUUCCUCUUCUGUUUCUCAGAGGGACCCGGUCUCCAAACCUCCAUCCGCCCAGCUUGCUCCUCACCUGCCUGCCGCUCCUGCUUCUGUUUCUGCCGUGGCGCCGCCCUCCGAGCCGACCCCUGACCCCUCAGCCUCGGUCUCCUCCCAGCUGCUCGGUGAUACUCAGACGAAUGAACCCCAGAGAGACGCGUCCGCCGCUGGUUCUCCUGAGCCCGCGUUGCCUCCAUUUUCCGGGUCGAUGCGGACAGCAGAGGAGACGGUUGAGUUUGUCACCUCGCUGCAGUCCCGUCGAGAGGCGGGGGCGUUCGGCGGCCUGGCGUUUCAGCUCGAGCCGGCCGCCGCCCCGCCCUGCGGCUUCAUCAGCAGCGAGCAGCUGCAGGAGAUCCUGCAGGAGCUGAGCGUGGACGCCGUGACGGAGACCGCCCUUCGGUCUCCCGGUCAGGCGUCCGGGGCGUCGUCCCAGCUGAGGCCGUCCGCCACGCUGUCCCCCCUGUCCCCGCGGACGCCGCGCUCCCCGCCCCCGCCCGUGCUCUUCCGUUACCCCAGCAUCUCGCCUUACGCCAUGAGGAAGCGCCGGCCGCCCUUCCACUCCCCCAGGUCGGGCCUGGCCCCUCCGUGCUUCUACGCAGGGUCGGAAAUUUCAAGCUGUGGGCAGAAAAGACACGACUGUGACCGCCAGAACGCGGGGAAGCACCCCGAGGGCCCCGCUUCAGUCGAUCCGCUCCUCAGCGGCGACUCCCAGGUGGCGACAGAGGAGGAGAAUUCACAAAACACGCUGGAAAGGAGGGGAAGAUGUCAAGGAUGCAUUUCAAGGUCUCACAGAUGUUCGGUCUUGCAGUGUGGAGAUCAGAGUCUCGUAUCGCCGCCAGACGUGGACCUGAGCGGCGCCAGCGGCCGGCCGCAGCGGAAACACAUGAGGGACUCGUGCGGGUUCUGGGACUCGGACUCCAGCAGCUCCACGGAUUACUGCUACUACCACCGCCCGUACUGCGACUCCUGCCGGCAGCGGGGCUCGCUGCUGUGCUCCGACAGCUCGUCAGACUCCUCCGACAGCGAGUACGACGACUACGCCGGCCUCUACCGCUCCUCACGCCCCGUGGUGUUCAAGGAAGACCUCAAACCCACCUUUGUUUGAACUCACAGUUGCAGCACUUUACCGAAUGAUCCACUUCAACCUCGUGUAUUUAUGUUCCUGGAGAUGUUGUGCAAAACGAACUCAGCCAGUGACGCAGACUCAAAAACCUUUGUACUGUAUAUGAAGUUGAUGUACUUCUGAAAUGGGAGAUAAUUUGUAGCUUUCAAAGGGAAUGACAGACAUAUUACUGAUUCUGGAACAAAGAGUUUCUUUCAGAUGUGAGAAAGAAAUUUUUCUCUCAAUAGCAAAUUGUGUGUUUUUUUCUUUUAUUUUCAUUGUUAUUAAUGUCAUUAUUUUGAUAUCAUUUCUAUUUUUGGAUGACAGACUUUUACAUUCAAACUCAGUAAAACACAAAUUAAUCCAUUACCUGGCAUGAAAAUAGGACCAAAUAAAAACCUGGGAUUCAAACUGCAUUUUUACAUGUUAGAAACUCCACUGUGUUAAAUAUUGUGCAGACGCUGUAUUUAUUUUCAUAUUUAUUUGUUCACGAUUUGUUUUACAGAUUUUUUCUUAAUGUGUUCCAUUUUUAUUAAGAUUCCGUUGAAUGUUCAUUUAUCGUCUCCUGAAGUGAACAAUACAGGUCCUCAUUUUCAUCAUGUUGAGUUGGUUCAUAGUUCACCAAACUGGCACUGCUACAAACAUGCAAUUCACCUGCUUGUGCAGGAGUAUGUCACUUUUCGACAUUUAAGUA
Molecule: messenger RNA, 4352 nt
Organism: Salarias fasciatus (jewelled blenny)
Lineage: Eukaryota; Metazoa; Chordata; Actinopteri; Blenniiformes; Blenniidae
Gene: gpr156
Product: G protein-coupled receptor 156
Exons: 10
Coding region: 176-3661 (1161 amino acids)
Biological process (GO): gamma-aminobutyric acid signaling pathway; G protein-coupled receptor signaling pathway
Cellular component (GO): membrane; G protein-coupled receptor heterodimeric complex
Molecular function (GO): zinc ion binding; G protein-coupled GABA receptor activity
Source: RefSeq, a predicted model, not a curated record